Closterium sp. NIES-65 is the source of this 699-nucleotide messenger RNA. Lineage: Eukaryota; Viridiplantae; Streptophyta; Zygnematophyceae; Desmidiales; Closteriaceae. The record is from the annotation of a GenBank genome assembly.
AUGGGCGGAGAGACGGGGGACGCGGAAGGGCGCGGGGGGGCGGAAAGGGGCAGGGGUGCAGACGGCGGAAGGGCGGUGAGCGCGGGGGGUGGGGGGAGUGAGGCGGUGGCAAUUGCAGGGCUGGAGCCUGGGAAGACGCGCAGCACACACAAGCUGCUCAAGAUCGUAUCAGGCACCAACAGGGGGAGGCGGCUUCUCUCCCCCGCCGACCGCAACGUGCGGCCCAUGAUGGAGAUGGUGCGGGCGGCGGUGUUCGACAUGUUGCACGCGCUGCUAGACGCGCCACACCGCCUGCCGACUGGCUCGCGCUGGCUGGACCUAUACAGCGGCACGGGGAGCGUGGGGCUGGAAGCAAUGAGCCGAGGGUGCGGACAGGCACACUUUGUCGAGAUGGACCCGUGGGUCGUAUCCUCGGUGCUCGCCCCUAACAUUGAAGCCUGCUCCGCCUCCUCCCACACCACCAUCCACCCGCUCAAAGUCGAGUCAUUUCUCCAGCAAGCGGAGCAAAGAGGAGCUGAGUGGGUGGGAGGGCCUUUCAGCUUCAUCAGUGUGACUCCUCCCUAUGAGCUCGUCGUGUACAGUCAACUCAUGGCCCAGCUCGCUGCCUCGCCGCUGCUGCACCCAGAAACAUGCAUGGUCGUGGAGUAUCCAAACAAAUCUAAGGAUGAGAUCUUGGACACAUGCGGUCCUCUAUAUAAG